Blepharisma stoltei is the source of this 1056-nucleotide messenger RNA. NCBI's taxonomy places the organism in Eukaryota, Ciliophora, Heterotrichea, Heterotrichida, Blepharismidae. The record is from the annotation of a GenBank genome assembly.
AUGGAAGGAUUUCACCCAUUAUCUCCUCCUCCAAAUUCCUCGAAAAAAGCAUUUUUUGCUAUUUUUACCGUCCUCGCCAUCAUCGGCACAAUUUCUUUAUUUUCUCUUCUAAAUAGCCCUUCAAAACUCCCUACAGACCUCCAAUAUCAAAUAGAAGAGCAGGAAUUUCAAGAUUUCAUCAUUAAAUGGAACAAAAUUUAUUCUGCAGAAAAUGAAUACCAGGCUCGUUUUAAAAUUUUCCAAGAAAACUCUGGCUUUAUCCGAAUUUUUAAUUCUCAAGGGCAUACUUGGACAUUAGGCAUAAACGAAUUCGCUGAUAUGGCGCCUGCUGAAUUUAAAAGUAUUUACACCCCAAGUAAAUUUCCUAUUAAAAAUGGGGAAAAUUAUGAGGAUUUUGAAGGACUUGAAGUACCUACACAAAUUGAUUGGACUACUCUUGGCGCUGUUACCCUUGUGAAAAAUCAAGGCCAAUGUGGAAGUUGCUGGGCAUUUUCUACAACAGGGUCUGUAGAAGGGGCUUGGUUUUUAGCAGGACAUACACUAACACCUUUUUCUGAGCAAGAGCUUGUAGAUUGUUCAAGGACUUAUGGGAAUAUGGGCUGCAAUGGAGGUCUUAUGGACUAUGCAUUUAAAUAUAUAGCCAAAUAUGGAAUAACUACAGAGGAAAACUAUCCAUAUACAGGCAGAAAUGGACGUUGUAACUCAGAGAAGGUAAAACAAGUCGCUGCCACCAUUUCUUCAUUUAAAGAUGUAGGCUCUAAUAGUGUAGAUGAUCUACAAGCAGCAGUUUCUUUACAGCCUGUAAGUGUAGCGGUUGAAGCUGACCAGAUUGCUUGGCAAUUUUAUUCAGGAGGGGUUGUAACGAGCAGCUGUGGGACUGCUCUGGAUCAUGGAGUUUUGGUGGUUGGAUAUGAUAUGGCCAAUAAUCCACCAUUUUGGAAGGUGAAAAAUUCGUGGGGAGAACAGUGGGGUGAAGCUGGCUAUAUAAGAAUUGGGGUAGUUGCAGGAAAAGGACUAUGUGGAAUACAAAUGCAGCCAAGCUACCCAGUAGUUUAA